AUGGUAUGGACAUGUUCCGGAACACUCCGAGGCCUCGCGGCUCUCCUUUCAUCCUGGACCUGUCUUGUCCUUGGAUAUGCCAUCGACGUCGGGGGGCAUAGCAGUGUAUUGUCUGGGCGUGCCGACCCCAAUCUAGCCGGCUACCUAGGAGUGUUCUUCCUCGGAGCCGACCCCUUCGUCUACUUCUAUCUCAGCAAUGGCAACGACCCUCUCUCGUUCAAAGCUUUGAACAGGGGCUCGCCGAUCAUCAGGCCGACGAAAGGGACCGGAGGCGUCCGGGACCCAACCGUCAUUCCCGGAGGUGGGAGUGAAGCUGGAACGAAAUGGUACAUCAUAGGAACAGACCUAGACAUUGGGAAGACAUCGUGGGAUGCAGCACAGCGGACCGGGUCGAGGGGGAUCUUUGUCUGGGAGAGCACGGAUCUCAUCAACUGGGGCAACGAGAGGCUUGUGAUUGUGGAAGAUGCCACCGCUGGCAUGGUCUGGGCUCCGGAAGCGAUAUGGGAUCCUGCGAAAGGGCAAUACCUCGUCCACUGGGCAUCCAAGUUUUACGGAACCUCCGAUCCCGGCCAUACUGGCUCGCCGUCCAACACCCGCAUUCGCUACGCCUACACAAGCGACUUUAAGACAUUCACUACGCCUCAGACCCUCAUCGACAAAUCCCCAACCAACAUCAUCGACCUAACCUUCCUCCCACUCAACGGCGCCAGCUCAAAUUCUUUUCUCCGCUUCAUGAAGGACGAAACGCGCAAGACAGUCUUCGUUGAGGUCUCCAGUACAGGCCUCUUCGGCACGUGGACCAGACCCGGAGGGGAUUCAGCCAUCAUUCAGAAAGGAGUUGAAGGCCCGGCGGCGUACUGGGAUAAUACGGUGCCAGGAAAGGUACAUUUGCUGCUGGACUUUUAUGGGGAGGAUGGGUACAGGCCCUACGAGAGCUCCGAUCCGGCGAGUAACAGCGCAUGGACAGCAAGCAACAGGGCAGCGUUUCCGAGAAACCUGAGACACGGAAGCGUGUUGCCUGUUGACCGCAAGGCUUAUGAGGCGUUGAGGGCGCGGUGGGGGUGA
Messenger RNA from Parathielavia appendiculata, 1065 nucleotides. RefSeq names its product glycoside hydrolase family 43 protein. The coding region runs from base 1 to 1065 and encodes 354 amino acids. The record is from RefSeq and is a predicted model, not a curated record. Lineage: Eukaryota; Fungi; Ascomycota; Sordariomycetes; Sordariales; Chaetomiaceae. The transcript is spliced from 4 exons.